GAACCCAAGAGCCUGGGUUCUCCAAAAAAGAUGAGUCUCGAUCACCCAAGAAGGAAUCUUCACCUUCUCCUCCUAAUCCUCCCACUGUGCUCAGAUUGGAUGAUGAGCGUGAGAAAUUGACCGUGACAAAGACGAAAUCGUCUGAAGGUGAGAGGCAGCGGGAAGAGAAGUUCCAGAUAGAUCUGGUGGCGAGGAUCUUGCUUUAGUCAUGACUCAUGAGGCUCCUCCUCCGUCGAGAUCACCAUCGGAAAGGGACGGUGAGAUCGAUUUUGAUGCUGCAGAUCCAAAAUCGAUAGCCAAGAGGUUGGAGGAACUCGGAUUCUCUCAUGAAUCUACAGAGCAGGCUUGCCCAACCCUCACUCAGUACGUGCACCCAUUGCAGGUCGCUCUUCGUCAACCUGAUUCUAGGAAGCGACAACGCCUCCCGUUUCUUGAUGUUCCGUUUCGAAUCCUCCACGAGGAGCUCCACCAGCUUGCCGCCAUCCGGUUCAAUCAAACCUGACUCGGACCCCGACCCCUGAUUCUAGGAAAAUGAGCUUGUUUUGUUGAUUUUUGAUAAGUAUGGACAAAAUCAAGAAUGGUGGGUUUU
This is a messenger RNA of Rubroshorea leprosula, 589 nucleotides long. The record is from the annotation of a GenBank genome assembly. Lineage: Eukaryota; Viridiplantae; Streptophyta; Magnoliopsida; Malvales; Dipterocarpaceae.